CGGCCACCACAUGUCAUUGUAGGGUUCGCGCGACGUCGCUGCCUUUUCGUUGCGGAAACCUUCCCAAUGAUCGCGAGGGGCUCGACCUUCCCCCCGCGCCGCCGGUUCGGUUCUGCAAUUCGGAGUUGAUUGGCCCUUUCCCCGAGGUGCAGUUCCUGGUCACUAAAGUGGCAAGCACUUAACAGGAGGAAUAGAUUCUUCAGAGAAGGGUCUACUGUGGCAAUGCUUUUACUUUCAUACUGAAUGCUUGUUGCGAUGGACUUAAAUGCCUUGCCUGAAGAGGAUGAAGAAACUUUUGAUCCGCAUGUGGAAGAGUAUAGCCCAAAAUCGAGGCGCAUAGAAUCUGGACUUGAUAUUGCCAACCGGGAACGUGAUGAAAGGCGCAAGAGAUUAAAGAAAGAACGCUCAGAUGAAAAAACAAUGACUGUCUCUCAGCGUUCUUCACAUGAUCAGUUUCAUCAGAUGAGACACAUGAAUAAUAAUCAUAGAUCAUCUAAUCUUCCACAUGGUUGGUUAGACUGUCCAGCAUAUGGUCAAGAGAUAUUUUGCUUAAUUCCUUCAAAGACACCUCUUGGUGAGGGCUUUGACAUACCUCCUGGUAAAAGAUAUUCAUUCAAACAGGUUCUACAUCAACAAAGAGUUUUAGGAAGACGAAUUGGCUUGGUGAUUGACUUGACAAAUUCAACAAAGUAUUAUUCUCCAGCAGAUUUGAAGAAAGACGGUAUUAAGUAUGUCAAGAUUCGAUGUGUUGGGCGGCAUGAGGUUCCAGAGCCUGCAGCUGUUAAUGAAUUCGUGAAUGAGGUCACUCAGUUUAUAAAUCGCCAGAAAGAGUCCAAGAAAUAUGUCUUUGUCCACUGUACACAUGGUCAUAAUCGUACAGGAUACAUGAUUAUCAAUUAUCUGAUGAGAUCCAUGCCGAUGUCGGUCUCACAGGCCAUAAAAAUAUUUGCUGAUGCGCGUCCUCCUGGGAUUUACAAACCUAAAUACAUCGAGGCAUUGUAUACAUGUUAUCAUGAGAGGAAGCCUGAAAUGGUCGUUUGUCCUCCCACUCCGGAGUGGAAGAGGUCCUCUGGUCUUGAUCUUAAUGGUGAAGCUAUGCCUGAUGAAGACGACGAUGGAAAUUUAGCUGCUCCUGGGAAUGAUAAUCAUGAGACCGAUAAACCACUGACAAAUGAUGAUCUAUUGGGCGAUGAAAUACCAAGAGACCAGAGUGAUCAUUAUAGGCAUUUCUGCUAUAAGACUCUUAAGCUAAAUGUGGGGGGAAGGGGAGGCUCACAAUUUCCCGGAUCCCAUCCUGUUUCCCUCAACAGGGAGAAUUUGCAACUUCUAAGGCAGAGGUACUAUUAUGCAACAUGGAAGGCUGAUGGAACCCGUUAUAUGAUGCUAAUAACUGUUGAUGGAUGUUAUCUGAUCGAUAGAAGCUUUAAUGUUAGAAGGGUUCAGAUGAGAUUUCCUUGCAGACCAAAUGAGGUAUGGAACUCCGACCCGAAAAAAAAAGAGGCUCUAGGCGAGAAAACUCACCACUUUACGCUACUGGAUGGUGAGAUGAUCAUUGACACUAUGCCAGACUCACAGAAGCAGGAGAGGAGAUACCUUAUUUAUGAUCUGAUGGCAAUUAAUUAUGUUUCUGUUGUAGAGCGCCCUUUUCAUGAACGGUGGAAACUGAUUGAGAAGGAAGUUAUUGAACCUCGAAAUUAUGAGCGUCAGAACAUGCACCUCAGCAGAAAUCCUUAUUACAGAUACGACUUGGAACCAUUCAGGGUGAGAAGGAAGGAUUUCUGGCUGCUUUCCACUGUGACGAAGCUUUUGAAGGAGUUUAUUCCAAAGCUUUCACAUGAUGCUGAUGGGCUUAUUUUUCAGGGUUGGGAUGAUCCUUACGUUCCUCGCACCCAUCAAGGUCUUUUGAAGUGGAAGUAUCCUGAAAUGAACUCUGUUGAUUUUCUGUUUGAGGUUGAUGAUGAUGGAAAUGAGCUUUUGUUUCUGAAUGAACGAGGCAAGAAGAAGCCAAUGGAAGGGAAUCGAGUUGUAUUCAAAGAUGGUCCUGAUCCCUCUUCAUACUCUGGGAAGAUAAUUGAGUGUUCAUGGGAUACCGAUGAACAAGUGUGGGUUUGUAUGCGGACCCGGGUAGACAAGUCUACUCCCAAUGAAUUUAACACCUACAGAAAGGUGAUGCGAAGCAUAAAGGAUAAUAUUACAGAAGAAAUCUUGCUGGGCGAAAUCAAUGAGAUCAUUCGCCUGCCCAUGUAUGCAGAUCGAAUAAGGAAUGAAAGCAAAGCUCAUAUGAAUUCAGCACGAAGAAGGUGAUCUGUACGGCAUUGCGGCUACCGAAGCAUCUUUGGAACUUCUGAAGAACAGACACAACUAUGUCCUUAAGGAUGCUGAGUAAUUGUGGCUCUGACUGCUUGAAGUUCGGUUUACGUAAGACUCACUUGGGUAGUGAUGCUCUGACCAUGAUCUGAUGGGCUGUGCUGGCGAUUAGCCCGAUAUGGUCGGUGCGCUUGCAAGUUCUUAAGGGUUCAAAUUAGUUGUUUCUCUCCUUCCUAUGCACCCCCCUCACCUUUUCCUCAUAGCAUUGCAGAAGAGAUUUAGGGCUUAGAGCACCGUGUAUAUUUGUAUUUGUUCUCUUUCUAGCAAUUGUUAGCUUGCUUAGAAAGGCAGCGAUUUUAAAGAAUCAAAAUCGACAGUGAGGUAUGUGAUUUUUGAGUCUACAUUUUCUAUGUGAAUAUAGGUUCUCUCCUGUCUCCUCA
Molecule: messenger RNA, 2747 nt
Organism: Rhodamnia argentea
Lineage: Eukaryota; Viridiplantae; Streptophyta; Magnoliopsida; Myrtales; Myrtaceae
Product: mRNA-capping enzyme-like
Exons: 18
Coding region: 244-2304 (686 amino acids)
Biological process (GO): protein dephosphorylation; 7-methylguanosine mRNA capping
Molecular function (GO): mRNA guanylyltransferase activity; ATP binding; protein tyrosine/serine/threonine phosphatase activity
Source: RefSeq, a predicted model, not a curated record